UGUUUCCGUGUGCGGCCGCUGCGCACUCGGCACUGGGCGGCGCUGGCUGGCUCCCUGGCUGCGGCUCCUCAGUCGGCGGCGGCUGCUGCUGCCUGUGGCCCGGGCGGCUGGGAGAAGCGGAGUGUUGGUGAGUGACGCGGCGGAGGUGUAGUUUGACGCGGUGUGUUACGUGGGGGAGAGAAUAAAACUCCAGCGAGAUCCGGGCCGCGAACGAAAGCAGUGACGGAGGAGCUUGUACCACCGGUAACUAAAUGACCAUGGAAUCUGGAGCAGAGAACCAGCAGAGUGGAGAUGCAGCUGUAACAGAAGCUGAAAACCAACAAAUGACAGUUCAAGCCCAGCCACAGAUUGCCACAUUAGCCCAGGUAUCUAUGCCAGCAGCUCAUGCAACAUCAUCUGCUCCCACCGUAACUUUAGUACAGCUGCCCAAUGGGCAGACAGUUCAAGUCCAUGGAGUUAUUCAGGCGGCCCAGCCUUCAGUUAUUCAGUCUCCACAAGUCCAGACAGUUCAGUCUUCCUGUAAGGACUUAAAAAGACUUUUCUCCGGAACACAGAUUUCAACUAUUGCAGAAAGUGAAGAUUCACAGGAGUCAGUGGAUAGUGUAACUGAUUCCCAGAAACGAAGGGAAAUUCUUUCAAGGAGGCCUUCCUACAGGAAAAUUUUGAAUGACUUAUCUUCUGAUGCACCAGGAGUGCCAAGGAUUGAAGAAGAGAAGUCUGAAGAGGAGACUUCAGCACCUGCCAUCACCACUGUAACGGUGCCAACUCCAAUUUACCAAACUAGCAGUGGACAGUAUAUUGCCAUUACCCAGGGAGGAGCAAUACAACUGGCUAACAAUGGUACCGAUGGGGUACAGGGCCUGCAAACUUUAACCAUGACCAAUGCAGCCGCCACUCAGCCGGGUACUACUAUUCUACAGUAUGCACAGACCACUGAUGGACAACAGAUCUUAGUGCCCAGCAACCAAGUUGUUGUUCAAGCUGCCUCUGGAGAUGUACAAACAUACCAGAUUCGCACAGCACCCACUAGCACUAUUGCCCCUGGAGUUGUUAUGGCAUCCUCCCCAGCACUUCCCCCACAGCCUGCAGAAGAAGCAGCUCGAAAGAGAGAGGUUCGUCUGAUGAAGAACAGGGAAGCAGCCCGAGAGUGUCGCAGAAAGAAGAAAGAAUAUGUGAAAUGUUUAGAAAACAGAGUGGCAGUACUUGAAAACCAAAACAAGACAUUGAUUGAGGAGCUAAAAGCACUUAAGGACCUUUACUGCCACAAAUCAGAUUAAUUUGGGAUUUAAAUUUUCACCUGUUAAGAUGGAAAAUGAACUGGCUUGGCCACAACCAGAAAGACAAAAUAAACAUUUUAUUUUCUAAACAUUUCUUUUUUUCUAUGCGCAAAACUGCCUGAAAGCAACUUCAGAAUUUCAUUCAUUUGUGCUUUUGCAUUAAACUGUGAAUGUCCAACACCUGCCUCCACUUCUCCCCUCAAGAAAUUUUCAGCACCAGGAAUCAUGAAGAGACUUCUCUGCUUUUCAACCCCCACACUCUUCAAGAAGUAAUAAUUCAUUUACUUGUAAAUUGAUGGGGGAAGUAAGAAAAAGGAAAUCUUUUAAAAAAACGAUUUCGAGGUUUGUGCUGAGCUCCUUGAUUGCCUUAGGGACAGAAUUACCCCAGCCUCUUGAGCUGAAGUAAUGUGUGGGCCGCAUGCAUAAAGUAAGUAAGGUACAAUGAAGAAGUGUUGAUUGCCAAAUUGACAUGUUUUCACAUUUUCAUCAUCAAUUAUGUAAAACUGUUAACAGACAUACCCUCUAGAAAAGAAUUUUAGGAUGGUGUUGAAGAAAUCAGGAAUGAAUUCCGGGUGCUUUCUAUGUACGUUAUCUUCAGUACUGAAAAUCUGUCCUUGGUUCUUAAAAACAUUCUGUAUUAACAACAGCUCUUCCUUAGGUCAGUUGUUGCUUCUUAACUCAGUUUCUGUAUGUGUUCAACAUUUUUGAAUACAUUAAAAGAAGUAAUCAACUAAAUGAAAAAGCAUGGUAUUUGAAUUUUAAAUUAAAUCUAAGUACAUAAAAGUACAAAGCUUAUUUUAGUUAGUACUAAAUUCUUAGUAAAAAGAUGAUUAGUAAACCAACCCCUUGAGUUAUAUAAACAAGGUUUUUAAAUAAAUAUUUCUGUCCUCGCUUUCAAAAAUAUUUAUAUUGUCACUCAUUUAAAAAAAUUUCUAAUUUACUGUUAACCCUUUGCACUUACAUUACACCACCAAGAGGAAAGCCUUCAAGAAGUUAAAGCAAAGUGAUGUAUUUGUUUAUCAAAUGUUACAUGUUGUAGAAAAAUACUGAUUAUAAAUCCUUCCACACUAAUAAACUUCAACAGAGAAUCUCUAGUGAAUUUUUUAAAUGAAGUUGUAAAGAUAAGGUUCUAAAAAGUAUAGUGUUAGAUGUAUACAAGGAAAGCAGUUUUCUACAGACAUAUUUGGAUGACAGCUGUACUAUAUUUGGAUUAUCAUUCUUAUAAAACAUUUUUUUUGUUGUUCUCUAAAAAGGGUAGUUAUGUUUUAGCUUUCCAGUACACUCUGUUGCCUUUGUCAUUUUAUAAAGGAGCUACCUAUUUUAAUUCCUGACUAUAACAGUCUAUAUUUGUAUGUAUCAUACAUUGUUUCCUCAUAAUAAUUAUUAUUACUUUAUUCACUAAGUCUGAUAAAUCUGAAAGUUGUCCUUUAAAAGAAAGAUAAGACCACUAAGGUAGAUUUAAAAAAAAAUUGGAGACUGGCAUAAUGUUUAGAUUAUGAUUUCUCAUUUGGUAAGGAAAUUCCCAAGAGUCAAGAAAUUGAGAAAAUUAAUGUUUUAUAUUUAAUCAUAGGUUAAUAAUAUUACAAAAUGUGCAGCUUACAUGUUAAUUAUUGGGUCCAUUUUAAAGAGAUUUUUAAUUAAUAUUUGUAAAUGGUGUAUUUUUGUUUGUAACAAACCAUUGUCUUUUUUCAAGGAUGAACAGUUUAUGAAGGAGCAUCAUUCUAAGAAUUGAGUGAUGUAGUCUUUAUGUUUGGACAAUUCACCAGAUUCUCAAGAAGGCUUUCAAACGACUAUAAAGUUUGAUGUUUGUCCUGCUGAGCAAAUGGGGAGAGUUAUAGCAUAAAAAUUGUUUGUAUACCAGCAUAGAUACGUCAUUUUCUAAAACUGGUUUAAUAGAAACCAAGCAAAGUUACAAAUCUGUUCACAAACUGGAAUUAUUUGCUUAUUGAGUCAGAAUGCUAUAUUGAACAUUUUGAAUGUCAUGUUUUAUAAAUGAAAAAUUGCCUGAUGUUUAGAGAUUUGUAUUCUCUAAAGUCUGUUUUUCAAAAGUUGAAGCUUUCUGCUUUAUUAGGAAGUCAGUGGUCCUCUUAGUCCCUGUGAUAAAUCAAGGCAAUCACAUUCAUAUUAAGCUGGAUGAAUUUUAAGUUAUCAAGACCUGGUCCUUUAUAUCUUGGAGGAAGAUUGCACUGGUUUGAAGUCAGUUAUUGAACCGUGAGGUGAGGAAUGUAUCCUGUUACUAAGUCUGUUUAGACCCUUGGAAAGACUUGAAGAUUUCAGUUUAUACAAACGGAAAUCAAGCAUCUUUUAUGCAGACUUUUUUUUUUUAAUAUGAGAAUGGGGGGGAGGUGUUUGUUUUUAAGCAUGAAACUUUGAGAACCUUUAUUAAGAAAAUGAGAUAAUAAAAAAAAAAAAAUCCUAUAGCCAAGAACAUAUGUGGCCACGUUACCAGUAAUGUUUUUCUCUUCAUAUUGGCCAAAAGGGAAUGAAAGUGUCAUCAUAGGAAUUUGUACAUAUGCUACUGAUUUGCCUAGAAAAUAGCAAGUUUGGUAUCGCUCACUUUGCAAAUAUAGGGCCAUGUGGCACUUUUAUCUAUAGGACAGAUUAACUCUAAUAAAAAUGAAGUGGGGAGGGGUUUAUUUUUGAUAUCUUACUCUUAUGAGUUUUGAGCUUUGAUAGUGUUUAACUGCAAAGUGGUUUAGAAAGGGCUAGAUCCAAUGUGUUCAUUAUUAAAAAACUGGCAUCAGAUAUAAUUUUAAGUUCAUUCUUUUUCAAACUCAAGUACCAUAUUGGCAACCAUAUAUUGUCAUAGGUGCUCUGUUCAUUUAGAUAUCUUGGGGGGUGGCAUUUGUAUAAUAUGUGUAAAUAUAUAUACAUACAGUAUAUAAUCUAAAGCUCUGAGAGCUCUUAAGUCAGGAAUGCUGAGUAUUAUAGUAUAUUGAGGUCAGAUGAAAUUUUACAUUUCUGUGUGUUCUGUUGCCCCCCUUCUGGUAGUUUCUAUGACUGCAUUACUUCAGCACUCAUGAUUGAUUUUUUUAUCUUUGAAUUUUCUUCCAAGAAUUUUAUUUUAUUAUUAGUUUUCUUUGGCUUGAUACUUUUAAAUACGUUAACUAGUCACUUGAAAACUUCCCCCACUAAAAGUAUUUGGUUUUUAUGCUUUGUCUCUGGCAGCUAUAACAGUGGUUAAGAACAUUUUAAAGAUAGCUUUUAUAAUGAACCACUGACUUUUCAAAAAUCAUCCUGGGGGAGGAAUGUUGAUGUUUCAUUUGAGCAGGGAUUUUUUCAGAAAGUGUGUUUUGACAGUAGUCAGUGGCAGUGCUAGUCUGAAAGCACAAUACCAGUUAGGCAGCCUGUCCCAUCAGACGUCAUCUGGCUGAAGCUUAUCUGUCUCUCAGGACUAAUCCCUACUAUCAUUUAACCUUUUGGGGUGGCAUGUGGAAUCAUACAAAGGCUUAGGAACAAACAAGUUUGUUUAAACCAGGAUGCUUUUACUUACUUGAAGUGACUUCAAUCUAGAUUUCUUCUUUUCAUAUGUAAUAGGUUUGUAAUUCUGUGAUCUGCGAGAGUCAGCUAUUAGCAUAAAUAGGUCUCUGUUUAUUUUGAAGAUCAAAGGCUGCUUCAUUUUGUAGGAUUUUAUAAGGCUAAAAUUAUUAAACUUAGGAUUUUGAAUUAAAAUGGGCUUUAGAUAUAGUGGUCACAUGCCUUCCAGUUAUUUUCAAGAGGCUUUAUUUUGUCGCCUAUAUAGCCCUGAAAACUGUUGGUAUAUUUUUUUUCACUGACCUAAUACAAAAGUUGUAUAUUUAUUUGGAUUAUAUUUACAUUAUAUUCUUUGUAAAUGUUAGGUGUAACUUGCACUUUUAAAAAUGACCCAGUUUGGGUGUUAGCAACUUAAUGAAAUUCCCUCAUCAGUUAAUUAUCAACUGGCUUUUUGGUCUUUCUCCUGUCUUCAAAUCAUGUGACUUUAGAAGCUUUUCAUGGAUUGAAAUAUUUUAGCACCUCGAAGCUAGCCUUAAAAAAAUAGCUGUAAAAGAAAAUAACCAGAAAAUUAGAUUUGCCUAGCCCAGUUAAUGUGAAGAUGGGCUAAAACCUUAUUUUAUUCUUUUUUUUUAUCAUGGGUAAGUAUUGAAUGAAAAGUAAUUGGAGUAAAUAUAUUUCCAGUUUUACAUGAGAUUUUAUUCUCAUCCCAACAUUAGUAUAUAUAGUAUGCCAAAAUACCCAUUAUUUUUUUCCAGAAUAGUAAAAGAUUUUUUUAAGCAAGUAAAUUAUGGAUAUCACAUGUAGUUAUCAUUUUACUAAAUUAUUUUCAUUUUAAAUUGGCUUUGUUGACAUCAAGGAAAUAUUGCCUGAAUUUGAUUUCAGAUAAGAAGGAGAAAGUGAAGUGUGCUUAGUCUGGUAGGGAGAGUUGUGAGAUAGAUAAAUGUGCUCACUUGGCUGUACAAAGCACAACUAGAACUUGAUGUUGGAUGGCUUACAUACAUCUUGAAUACUUUUAAUAUUUAAUAAUGUUGACUACACAGUCACUGUAUGUACUAGGAACUGGUUUCCUUGACUUCCUAGAAUCAAUGGCUAGGAGAGGCAUUAAGCCUUGAGGGAUUGAACAUAUCAUGCAGCUGAGUCAGUAUGGAAGAAUUUCAAAUAAAUCAAACAGGGUGCUGAAGUUCCAUCUGUCUCAUCUGCUUGUGGUAAGUUCUUACUGAUUAGUGAAUGUAGCUUAAGCCUUUGUAUGUGUCCUCAGGGGGCAAACUUUUAAGAGGGACCAGAUAACGUUUGGAUGGAGGGAUUCUAUUUCAGGUGUUUUAACUUGAAAUUUAUUUUUUAAAAAAAGAAAAAUUAAAAAAAAAAAUAGAACAAAGCCUGUGAUGGAAGUUGAUACUAUAAACAGGCAGAGUUGUUUAGCACAGAGAGAAAAUAUUAAAUAUUGACCUGUCUGCAUUCUGGUACUCUGGAUGCAGGUCCCAGCUGGGUAUAACAUGAUUUUUAAUAAUACUCACCAGCAAGUAAAAGGAAAAUGAACAAUCUUCAGGAAAUGUCUUUGAAAAGAAUCAAACAGUAGGAAAUUCAGAUUUUACCUACUUUAUGUGGCAUUAUUUAAUAGUUGCCUAUCAAAGCAUGGCAUUUCCAAGCUUCCGUCUGAGGAGUAUCUCAGAGAUGUGACAGUAAAUAUAAGAUAGUUUAAAAUUGGUAGGGAAGGAAGAAAAUCCCUGCAAAUAAUGAUCUUAAGUUAGUUGCCCAAGUGAAAUGAUCUAUCAUUGUGUUUGGGAGGUUUUAUUUUCUUAUGUUUUUAAAAUUGGUAAAUGCUUUAUAGAUGUAUUUUUAUCCAGGUGCCACUCCAAUUUGUGUAUGUAAUAAAAUUAUUUAUAUUAAAAGUGGGAAAUAAUUUGUCAUUAUUUUGAGUGUAGAUUUAUUAGAGGUGGCAAAAAAGAGUGCUAGUUAGCAGUUUUCCAUGUAAAAUUGUCCUUGACUGAUUUGUCCACGUCAGUUGAACCCGCCCCCAAGAGGAAUUAUUUCUAACCUGUAUGUAUCAUUUGAAGCUUUUUAAAAACAAAAUUAUCAGGGAAAUUCCUAGAGAGUAUGAUAUUUGGCUUUUUGGUUUUUCCUUGAGGAUUGGGGUAAAGAAUACUUCCCCCCAAACUAUCAGCACAAAACAGGGUAUUGAUUUUUAACUCUGAUAUUUCUAUUGGAGUUGAAUACUAAAUAAAUAACUACCAUGAGGGAAAUACAUUUCUAAUAAAAUUCCCUACAUUCUAGAAACAUCCCUGUUUUAAUUUUUUUAACCUAAAUUGUUGUGCUUUAUAUGUAAAGAAUAAAAAUGUACUGAGUUACAAUGCAUUUUAUUAACACUAUGUACAUAUUAGCUGCUUUGUGUUCAGAAUGGUAGCAAUUGCUUUGUAUAUUAAAGUGAUCCUUGUGAAUUUGUGAAAUAUUGUCAUAAAGUGCUUUUUCUUACUGUAAUCUUUGUGGUAUCAACUGUCUAAUGCCCUUUUUUCACAAACAUUUACGUGCAGUCACAUAAACAUACUUUUAAAAACUC
Messenger RNA from Nycticebus coucang (slow loris), 7305 nucleotides. It is a transcript of the gene CREB1, whose product is annotated as cAMP responsive element binding protein 1. Gene Ontology annotation, molecular function: protein binding; DNA-binding transcription factor activity, RNA polymerase II-specific; cAMP response element binding. The transcript is spliced from 9 exons. Bases 252 to 1277 code for a protein of 341 amino acids. Gene Ontology annotation, cellular component: ATF4-CREB1 transcription factor complex; nucleus. Gene Ontology annotation, biological process: regulation of transcription by RNA polymerase II. NCBI's taxonomy places the organism in Eukaryota, Metazoa, Chordata, Mammalia, Primates, Lorisidae. The record is from RefSeq and is a predicted model, not a curated record.